AUGAGUGCAAAUAUACCAAGCUCCGGGCCCUCUGGGGACCUUGACAGGAAAGGAUCUGUCAAGCGAGCCAGGCAGUUGUUGGCGGCUGGCGUACGCCCAGAACGAGACUCGCCGCCUAACCCCGGGAAUGUAUCACAUCAAAUGCAAUGGCCUCUUCCAGACUCGGGUCUGCCACCAAAUCCGAUCAAUCACCACCCUAGGUUUCUGCUUCCGCGUGGUCCUCCACCGCAAAGACCGCCCCGUCCGAGUGAGAUCCGUGAGAUCCCUUCGCCAUCCAUCUAUUCAGAAAAGGACGACCAAGACUCGGAAACCAGCUCAGCUUAUAAUACUAGACCUCCUCGGUCCUUUUCGCAAUUGAAGCCGCCCCCACCAUUGCAGCUGCGUCGGCCUAUAAAGAACGAUGCCCCUGUCAGUCCUACCAGCACAAUCGACGUUUGCCCUCGGAUCUCGAUUGCAACAGAAGACCUGUUUAGACAGUCGACAGCUUCAUCAACGCCCUCUAUCCCCGAUGUACCUCCUUUCCCACCACGUUUCCCGCCUGCCCAGUCUUCUUCCAGGGAUGAUCCGAGGCAAAGGACGGCAGGUCUUGUCGCACCAAAUACGCGACGGCCCCCUCAGGCUCGUCGAUCAUCUGUCUCUCCGAUUCCAGAAGAACUCGCCGAUCCUCGCUUUACAAAAGCAUCUUUUGCAUCAAGUCGAGCAAUUCCUUCGAGUUGGGGUUCUGGUCCCCCUGAAUCUGAAAUUCUUGGAGCAUACCUUGAAAUGGAGUCCGAUGAUGACCAUCCUCGACCAAGCUUGCAAGAGGAUGAUGCGACGCUUGUGCGCAGCGCUAGUGUUGGAAAAAGAGGGAAGCCGACGAUGCGCACCAUUCUCAAAUCUAACCCUGUAUCCGUGGUUUCCGUUGAAGAUACGCAAUUAUCAGCCAAAGAUGAGUUCAAAAACGCAGAGGGAGUCCCCACUGGGAUGGGAACUGCAGCAACCCAAAUGCUUCACCCACCAAGCCAAUUGAGAAAGGGGUCUACUUCUACGGCAUCCAGUGAAUCGUUGAAGGGUGUGGACCCCGAAAAACCACCCUUUGCCCAGGAAGAACGGCCAUAUAGUGCAGGGCUUGAAAAGGAAAUUGAAGUUUUUGGCGCUCUACCCCAUGCUGCACCAACAAUGAGCGAUAAAAGACCUGGGGGCCGUAAGCCUCCCGCCCUGAACAUGCAUGCAGUGCGGGAUGCCGAAGCUCGAGGAAGCCUUUCUAGCUUAACUGAUCUGAUCCGACGUGCCACAAAGCUUGCCUCAAACCUAGAUCACGGGAGAACAGCCAGUCGAACUGAUCUGGUUGGUGGCGAAGCAGAGUUUAAAGCUGGAAAAGGCAACCGACCCCGUAAUUCUGGAUCCUUAUCAGACAUGCUCGCUUCAUUCCCUCCGCCAGGCUUGGCGACCCCCGAGAGCCGUUCAUCAUGGCCAGUUUUCUUCGGACGCUCUAAUUUGCGUCAUGUCCAGCCGCUUGGCUCCAACGAUGAUGAUCCAGAUGCACCCCGGCGCAAGAAGACAUGUUGUGGGAUGCCCCGCAAGGUCUUUGUGUUGAUCUGCAUCGUUUUAUUUAUUGUCGUUAUUCUUGCGAUUCUUCUGCCGGUUUUCCUUGUGGCUGUGCCUCGCGAGAAAGCAAGCAAAGUGACAGCCUGCGAAAAAAGCAAUCCUUGCCAAAAUGGAGGAAUUAGUGUUUCCAGCGGUACUCAGUGCUCCUGUGUUUGUUCAAACAAUUAUACUGGCUCGAAGUGCACCAUUGCCAGCGAUGGUAGUUGUACUACGUACUUGAUUCAGGAUAGUUCAUCGACAAAGAAUGCAACCAUGGGCAGCGAACUCCCCCGGUUAUUCGAGGACUCCAAGAAAACAUUCGAUCUCACCCUGGAUCCAGUCACUAUUAUGGCUCUUUUCAGCAUGAACAACGUCUCAUGCAAGACGGAAAAUGCGCUCGUGUCAUUCAGUGAGGUUAAGACGGACAGCUCUAGCAAGGCCCGUCGAUCUCUGGCAUUGGAGAUAGAGACAAUUCCAUCCGAGGAUAUUGCAAGUCCAGCUUUCCCUAGCCCUGUUUCGACUGCCGGACCCACUCGAGUCCUCGCAGCUCGCUCUGAGGCUACCAUGCACGGCGGUAUCUUGUAUGAUGACCUCGGAGCAAGCCAGACCGCUACCGCAUCAACCGCCACGCAAACGGAGUCGACGGCCACCGCAGCUACCAAGAUCAUUUCUCAACCCACUUCAACCAGUGAGGUCACAACGUCCACUGCGAGUAGUGUGCCCGAGAAAGUAGUGGAAUUCUCUCGGGUUGCGGUACUGUACAUUUUGCAAAAGACGGGAUCUCUGGACACAGCAAUGUCUUCGGAAGAUGACAUUCAAGGAUAUUUGAUUGAUUCAUAUACGAACGCAACAUGGCCCAGCAUGACAGUAGGAGCGUUUGAAGUGGAUUUUGAGAAUCUGACCAUCACGCUUCCUAACAGUACAGUGAAGGCUGAUUGA
Messenger RNA from Penicillium soppii, 2505 nucleotides. RefSeq lists its product as uncharacterized. The transcript has 2 exons. Lineage: Eukaryota; Fungi; Ascomycota; Eurotiomycetes; Eurotiales; Aspergillaceae. The record is from RefSeq and is a predicted model, not a curated record. The coding region runs from base 1 to 2505 and encodes 834 amino acids.